Molecule: messenger RNA, 2889 nt
Organism: Dipodomys ordii (Ord's kangaroo rat)
Lineage: Eukaryota; Metazoa; Chordata; Mammalia; Rodentia; Heteromyidae
Gene: Usp51
Product: ubiquitin specific peptidase 51
Exons: 2
Coding region: 29-2344 (771 amino acids)
Biological process (GO): protein deubiquitination
Molecular function (GO): zinc ion binding; cysteine-type deubiquitinase activity
Source: RefSeq, a predicted model, not a curated record
AUUUGAACAGUAGGAGAAAUCCUAGGAAAUGAAGGGACUGAAGCGAGAAAAAAGGUGGGAGAGCACAGGAGCGAAAGAGCAAGAGAGGGCGCUAGAGCGUGGAGUACCGAAAGUGAGCUUGGUGGGAAGGGCAGAAGAUGGAUCAGACCGGGCCCAGAAGCAUAGGCGCCGGUCGUUUGCAAACGCAUUUCUUCACCCGCCUGGAAGUGGGCUGAUGAUGGCCCAGGUUCCAGAAGCUUCCCGGUCCUCUGAAUGUGAUGCGGGCUUGAGUUCGGGCGGCGGGGGAGGAGCCUCUGAAGAGCAGGCGGCUGAGAAGGCGGGGAAAAUGGAGGAGGAGGAGGCGAUGGGGACAGCGCAGACAUACGCGGUCCAGGAAGCCGAAAUGAAGCUGGAGUCUGAACAAGAGACCAAACCCGCGCCUGAGGAGAACUUGCCAUGGAGCAGCGGUGGCGAUGAGAAGGUGCUCCUACCAACCCCCUCUUCCUAUCACGGCAGCAUCUCGUCCUUUAGCCCGCGCCGCAAGCCCCGCCCUCGGCCCCAGUCCCGCUCCCGCUGCUCCCGCGGCCCUCUAAGGUUCUUAGUCCCACCCCCGCCUCCAAUCCGGCUCCCGCCGCCGCCGCCGCCGCCCCCAUCGCGUGCCCCGGCUUGGCGCCGAUCCCGGCGUAGAUACAGGCCUAUAUCCAGGCCCCAGACACGGAGAAGCUGCCCUAGUGACCUAGGCGGCUUUAGCGAUCCAGGCGGCUUUGGGGACUGGUUGCAGGAAGUUGAGUUUGAUCAGGGUCCCACAGGCUGCUCUCAUGUGGUGAGCUUUAAAGUAGCCAAAAACUGGCAGAAGAAUCUGCGAAUGAUCUACCAGCGUUUCGUUUGGAGUGGAACCCCGGAGACUAGGAAACGUAAGGCAAAGUCAUGCAUCUGUCAUGUAUGUAGUACCCAUAUGAACAGACUACACUCUUGUCUAUCCUGUGUUUAUUUUGGCUGCUUUACUGAGAAACAUAUUCAUAAACAUGCAGAAGCCAAACAGCACAAUUUAGCAGUAGACCUCUAUCAUGGAGUUAUAUAUUGCUUUAUGUGUAAGGAUUAUGUAUAUGACAAAGAUAUAGAACAGAUUGCCAAAGAAACAAAAGAGAAAGUUAUGAAAGGAUUAACUUCCACCUCAACAGAAUUUUCCUAUGAACAGUUUAUGCCAUUGGGGGUUGAAGAUAAUCAGUCAACCUGUGAAUCAAAGGAACAGGAGCUCAAUUUGGUGAAACCCAAGAAAAAGAGGAGAAAAAAGGUAGUCUAUACUGUAGGCUUGAGAGGGCUAAUCAACCUUGGGAACACCUGUUUUAUGAAUUGUAUUGUGCAGGCACUUACUCAUAUUCCUCUGCUGAAGGAUUUCUUCCUGUCUGAUAAGCACAAAUGUAUAAUGACAAGCCCCAGUUUGUGUCUGGUAUGUGAAAUGUCUUCACUUUUUCAUGCUAUGUACUCUGGGAGCCGAACUCCUCAUAUUCCCUAUAAGUUACUGCACCUGAUAUGGAUUCAUGCAGAACAUUUAGCAGGGUACAGGCAGCAGGAUGCCCACGAGUUUCUUAUUGCAAUAUUAGACGUGCUGCAUAGACACAGCAAAGAUGAUAGUGAUGAACAGGAAGCCAGCAAUCCCAACUGCUGUAAUUGCAUCAUAGACCAAAUCUUUACAGGUGGCUUACAGUCAGAUGUGACAUGUCAAGCCUGUCACAGUGUCUCCACCACCAUAGACCCAUGUUGGGACAUCAGCUUGGAUUUGCCUGGUUCCUAUGCCACAUUCAGUUCCCAGAACUCAGAGUGGGCUGACAGUACAAUGAGCAGGGAUGACCAUAUACCAGGAAUCCCCUCCCUUACAGAUUGCCUACAGUGGUUUACAAGGCCAGAGCCCCUAGGAAGCAGUGCCAAAAUCAAGUGCAGUAGUUGCCAAAGCUACCAAGAAUCUACCAAACAGCUCACAAUGAAGAAAUUGCCUAAGGUGGCCUGUUUUCACCUCAAGCGGUUUGAACAUGUAGGCAAACAGAGGCGAAAGAUUAAUACUUUUAUCUCUUUUCCCCUGGAGCUGGACAUGACUCCAUUUUUGGCCUCUACUAAAGAGAGCAUCAUGAAAGACGGCCAGCCACCAACAAGUUGUGUGUCUGAUGAGAAUAAGUAUUCCUUAUUUGCAGUGAUUAACCACCAUGGGACUUUGGAAAGUGGCCACUACACCAGCUUCAUCCGUCAACAAGAGGAUCAGUGGUUCAGCUGUGAUGAUGCCAUCAUCACCAAGGCUACCAUUGAGGACUUACUCUACAGUGAAGGGUAUUUACUAUUCUACCACAAGCAAUGUCUAGAGAAAGACUAGUCUUACCAGAGCACUAACCAUAAAAAAAUUCAAAGAAAUGAUUAGGUUAAGGAUCCUGAAGUGACACACAAAUCUACCUGAAAUGGACGAUUAUAAUAAUACCCUUAUAACAAUGAGCACCUCUUGAAGUAACAGGAAAACCUACUUAGAACGGACAAUGACAAUAAUACCUAUAUAUGACAUGUGGCAUCUGGAUAUAAAGGACUUACUUUACUAUGACCCCUGGGUCUGUAGAAGAAAAGAAUUGAAUACUAACCAGUGACCAUUCAGCCUUAUUAAGAGAUAGGGAGGGAGACCAGGUUGAAAAUGGUCACAGUGAAUAUAGUUAAAGUGCAAAGAAUGCUCAAAAAGGCAAAAGGUGAGGGAAGAGAUAUUCUGACACUACUAUAUGCCAUUUAUUUCUACAAAAAUAUUGUGGAGAGUCUGGGAACAUUCAUUAGAAAAAAAAAGUUUUAGAAUGGAUGUACCAGCUGUGGGUAACCAGCCAAAUAUUGAAAAAAUAUUUUAAAAGAAAAAAAUUUAAAGCUUUAAAAGAGAAACAUUUU